AUGCCCACUGAACGGUAUGGUGGUUGUGGAGAUGCACCGACUCCUUCUUGCUCUAGUGGUGGCAGCUCUACAUCUGCGCGGCGCAUCGGCUACUAUGAGAGCUGGGCGACGGAGCGACCAUGUGAUGUGUUUACACCUGAAGACCUCGAGCUAACUGGUCUGACGCACAUCAAUUUUGCCUUUUCAUUCUUCGACCCAUCUACCUUUUAG
This is a messenger RNA of Penicillium taxi, 210 nucleotides long. Its product is annotated as Glycoside hydrolase superfamily. NCBI's taxonomy places the organism in Eukaryota, Fungi, Ascomycota, Eurotiomycetes, Eurotiales, Aspergillaceae. Bases 1 to 210 code for a protein of 69 amino acids. Gene Ontology annotation, biological process: carbohydrate metabolic process. The record is from RefSeq and is a predicted model, not a curated record. The transcript has 2 exons.